This is a messenger RNA of Culex quinquefasciatus (southern house mosquito), 387 nucleotides long. RefSeq names its product outer dense fiber protein 3. The transcript has 3 exons. Gene Ontology annotation, cellular component: cytoskeleton. Lineage: Eukaryota; Metazoa; Arthropoda; Insecta; Diptera; Culicidae. The record is from RefSeq and is a predicted model, not a curated record. Bases 1 to 387 code for a protein of 128 amino acids.
AUGUUCAUGAAUUCUCCGAACGAGUACCACAUCCCGGACGUGCUCGGAACAAGCAAGGAGGGCCCCAUCCGAUCCGCCCCCGCCUACACAAUCACCGGCCGGGCCAAGUCGCGGCUGCCCCAGUGUAUCACCUUUCCCGGGCCUGGCCAUUACGACGCCAAGAUCGAUCCGCUGGUGAAGAAGGCGCCGAUGUUCUCGAUGGCGACCCGCUUCAAGGUGCCGACGGACGAGGCGAUGAAGCCGGGCCCGGCGGCGCACCACCCGGAGAAGGGCUAUUACGUGCACCAUUCCGUUCCCGCCAUUUCCUUCGCGAUUCGCCAUUCACCCUUUAUGGCCCAGAAGAAUCCCCCAUUGACGUUCACCAUUCGAAGAUCGUACUGGGACUGA